AUGUCGCCGAGCACUGGAUAUGUAGCCCGUGGGGAAGAGAUACAGCAAUGGAUGAGCGACCCAACUAAUCCCGGUUGUGAUGUUAAUAGAAUCAGUUUGACUUGGAGAGAUUUGCACUCUUCUCCAGAAUGGAUUCUCCACAAUCAGCCUAUGCUCCUACCAGAAUUGCAUAUGAAUUGGAUGAGGGAGAUUGGUUUCCCAGAGGACAAUGACUUGCAUCUCCAUUCCGAAUCCGUUUAUCGACAAGUAUCACUCAAGAACUUCACCACUGGAACUACCUGGAUAGGGAGAACUGGACCUGGUGUGAUUUUACUUGAGCUUUUGCAGAGAAACCGAGAUUCCGGGGAUCCCUUCAUAUCCGAGUUAACCAAGGCUGCUUAUCAACGAGACUUUGAUCUUGAUGCCCUGAGAUACAUCUGUGUGUUGGAUAUUGAGAACAAUGACACCAGUGAAUAUAUUGAGGAGCACAUGUACAGGCCUGGACCCAUUAUAAGAGAUCAGGGUGUAGUCUAUUCUUCCGAGGCAACAGCAUUCAAAGGAAUGCUGGGUACUAAAGUUGGUAAGAUGGUCUCAUAUUUCAUUUUGGGGGCAUAUGGCCAGGGGGUAAAACAUAUCACACAAAUCCAUGUUUUUCGAGCCGACAAUGCUUACCAAAUUGAGUUCGAGGUUGAAGACGUUUAA
Penicillium crustosum is the source of this 681-nucleotide messenger RNA. RefSeq lists its product as uncharacterized. NCBI's taxonomy places the organism in Eukaryota, Fungi, Ascomycota, Eurotiomycetes, Eurotiales, Aspergillaceae. The record is from RefSeq and is a predicted model, not a curated record. The transcript has a single exon. Bases 1 to 681 code for a protein of 226 amino acids.